AUGACCCAGCCCUUCCACUACUUCCGUAUGAUGAACGGUGUGAAGGUUUCUCAGGUCGCGUACGUUGACUCUCGGAGGUACCAGGUGCAACCUGCGCCCGAGUUGCUACCUGCGCCCGUCAUGUACUCUACGGUGGAAUUAGGCUACGAGAUGCCUUCUGCGGGUAGCAUUGACCCCUUCACUCCCUCUGACACAGGAACGACUCCGACUCAGGACAACUGGGGCCAGCCGCCUCAGCUAACUCCCUGGCCUCAGACGCCUGCUACGCGGUGCCCGUCGGUCUGCAUUCAACCAUUAAUCGACAGACAGACGGGAUGGAUCCCGAUCGGCAGAGGUCGACGCUCGAUCGCCGGCUCUUGUUACCCCUAUUUCCCAGCAUCUCUCCCAGACCAAGAUGUGAUCAGUCACAAUAGUUCGCGCCUGGCUGCUGUCAAGAUGCAUAACGAUGUUCCACUAUCUUCUCGAACGAGGGCGGGCGAUGAGGACUGGCUCGAGUUCAGUUCCGCCGGAAACGGCACUUAUCUUAGUAUGGUGCUCGCCGUCGGGCUGAUUGCCAUGCUUACGGUCAAGAUAAUUUUCACCAGCCUUCUUUUCGUCGGCACCUUGCCCAUCCCGCUUCUGCCAAGCCAUUUGUUGUUACCGCCUUCGCACAGGAGCACCCUGGAACAUGCGACCAGUAUCCUGAACUUCGCCUGUGAAUCAACUCAUGUUUCGUUCUUCGAUAUCAGAACAUUGACCAUGACUCCCAAGGCGAAACUAUCCGGUGAUAAUGGCAUAUACGGCGUGCCCGCUAUACUCGGCAUCGUCCUGAAGGAUCCCAAGUCGGCCGGCACGUAG
Molecule: messenger RNA, 837 nt
Organism: Anthostomella pinea
Lineage: Eukaryota; Fungi; Ascomycota; Sordariomycetes; Xylariales; Xylariaceae
Source: the annotation of a GenBank genome assembly